Messenger RNA from Onthophagus taurus, 623 nucleotides. Its product is annotated as putative odorant receptor 85d. The record is from RefSeq and is a predicted model, not a curated record. Lineage: Eukaryota; Metazoa; Arthropoda; Insecta; Coleoptera; Scarabaeidae. Gene Ontology annotation, cellular component: plasma membrane. Gene Ontology annotation, molecular function: olfactory receptor activity; odorant binding. Gene Ontology annotation, biological process: detection of chemical stimulus involved in sensory perception of smell; sensory perception of smell.
UUACUAAAGUAGUUUGAUUAUAACGAUUUUAGGUUGUUUCAAUUCGUUAACGAGUUCUUUACUGGGUUUCUCAUCCCAGUAAAAAUUUUUCCUACGCUUUGCUUAACUAUGUCCACCGCUGUAUUCGCGCAGAAAAAAGAUGUAUUAAACUUUUCCAUGGCCUUCAUCACUUUCUUAACGAUCUUCGUGUGGUAUACAAUCGGACAAAGAUUUACUACUUCGGCCGAUGGUAUUUCGGAAGCAAUUUACAACAUGAAUUGGUACGAUGCGGAUGUAUCAACACGAAAAGAUUUGUUGAUCAUACUCACAAUGAGUCAAAAAUCGCUUGUGAUGGAAACACGUUUAUUUGGGCAAAUAUCUCAAGUUGCAUUAGCUAAGGAUUUUAAGAGGAUCUACGUUUUUUAUAAAUGGAUAGUAACUCUUAGUACACAGAUGUAGAACAUUAAAAUUUGAGCACCUAAAUUGUGUUUUCAAUUAGAUUUAAAUGUUGCAUUAAAUUAUGAAAGUUGAAAAUAAAUUUAAUGAAAAAGACGUAGAGAUAGCUACAUUAAAUGAUGUUGUUAAAUGUUUCAAUGUGUUGAAGACAAAUUUUAACGUUUAAAUAAAUUGUUCUAAACGAUAAA